UUAGGGUGCCCUCAGUUUCUACUUUCCUCCCGCCCUUGCAUUUAAGUUUAUCUGCCUUCACCACAUUCUCGAUUUAAUCAGAUAAACAAAUUAAGAUGUCGAGAGCAACUGUCGAGCUUGAUUUCUUUGGCAUGGAGAAGCAGAUCUCCGCUAACUCUCGUUUCCCUAAGUUCCUUAAUCGCCAGAGGAGCUUUCGAGAUAUUCAGAGCGCUAUAUCAAAAAUCAAUCCUGAGCUUCUCAAGUCUGUCAUUGCCUCUGGUUCUGCCAAUCAGCAGAGUACUCCAGAAAAUGGCUAUCAGUUCGAUUCCAAAAAGUCAUUUUCGGUGCCUGCUACUCCUAAAGAAGAACAGACUCCAUUUCCACGUUUACCCGUCUAUUAUCCCCUUCAAAGGCCUGCUUUGGAGAAUCCUCCUCAAACUGCUCCUUUGACGAUUUUCUACAACGGAACCGUUGCGGUUUUCGAUGUUCCUCGAGACACGGCGGAGUCCAUUUUGAAACUUGCCGAAAAUGGAUUCUCCAAAGCUGUUGAAUCUACCAAUCAAAAACAAGUGCUGGAGAGCCUUGAAGGAGAUCUGCCGAUUGCUAGGAGAAAGUCUUUGCAGAGGUUUCUGGAGAAACGCAAGGAAAGGUUGACUUCACUGUCUCCUUAUGCUUGCACACCUGAUUGUCGUUCAUAGAGCGGAACUGAGAAGACCAUGAAAGAGUUGUUUCAGGAUAGGGACAAUUAGAAUACUGUUUCCUCCUUUAUGGCUCUGAGUUGGGGUUGCUUUCUAAUGUUCUUUCCUCUUUUGGCGGAGCAAAAGAAAAACAACAUAUACUUUAGAUAAUGGAAUUUGGCUUACUAGGGUCCGUUGAAGUGGUUGAGAGUCACGUUUUAGUAAUGUCUUGGCAAUUAGGCUAAAAUAUUCGUUUCCCUGCUUCGCUGUAGUUUCCUAUGGUCAUCAUCUCUCUAAUUGAUGUCAUUAUUUUAUCUACAGCAUUUAUAUCACGUUUACACUAACCUAUUCGUACAAACUUUAUUAUUUUUA
Messenger RNA from Hevea brasiliensis (rubber tree), 1028 nucleotides. RefSeq names its product protein TIFY 9. Lineage: Eukaryota; Viridiplantae; Streptophyta; Magnoliopsida; Malpighiales; Euphorbiaceae. Bases 96 to 677 code for a protein of 193 amino acids. The record is from RefSeq and is a predicted model, not a curated record. The transcript is spliced from 6 exons. Gene Ontology annotation, biological process: response to wounding; regulation of defense response; regulation of jasmonic acid mediated signaling pathway. Gene Ontology annotation, cellular component: nucleus.